AUGCCGCUGCCAGAGCUUUUAAAACGUGCUUCUAGCUAUUUCCUCGGUUUAGAGUUUGACGACAACGCGGAACCCCUCGAUUACGUCGACAAUGAAAUAUUGUUUUGCAAGAACAAUGUGUGUGUGCAUCCUCCAACUGUGGCUAGGCAUGAAUUAGAUAUUGUGCACCAUCCAGGAUACCUGACAGUCACUACCAAGGUGUUUACUGAUCAGCAUAAUAAUGCAAAACGACCUACCCUUUUCCUCAACUGGAUCCCUAAUUCAACACUCCGGAAAUGUCCCUCAGCGGUAGAAACAAGUCCAAGCGAAGAACUAGUAUGUACUGGAAAGGUCCAGAUUCAAAAGGAAAUUAAAAAAUCACGCAGUAGUACUAACACUGGGCAAGUAGACGCUAAUAACGAGCAAGCAUUUUCCGAUUCUUCGGAAACAACAAGCUUAAACUCUAACUCUGAUAAACAAAGCAUUAAAUCGUCUGAUACGAGAUAUACCCAUAAUGAUACAACGCAAGAAGAAUUAUCCUCGAGUUCUAAGCCUACUGUGAAGUCUAUAGACUCCGUUCAAGACAAUGUUAUGAGUAGCUUUGAGAAGGACGAGUGUAAAGACGAAGUAUUUACUUAUGAGAAACAUGUACGCUCCCAAUCUAUGACUUCGGUCAACAUCACAAUCGCUAAUCCAAAUAUAGAGAACGUUGACUUGACCCCUGAUUCGAUAUCCGGAGACAGAUUUAUUAGGUCACUGUCAAUGAGUUCAUGUGACGAAGGCAACCCGAAUUGGAUGAGUACUCCUGAAUUUUUAGCUCUAAAACACAAUUUGGUUUUUCCGGAUAGCGUUCAGAGUUCACCCGUGCCGCAAAGACGAACUACUAUGAAAUGUCGUAGGUUCUCAGUAGACCUCAGCCAAAUGCGGUCUUUACGGCUCUUCUUCAACGACGAUAAUUGCACCUGCGGUCAACUUGUGGUCGCAUCCAGGGAGUCUCAGUACAAAAUUCUUCACUUUCACCACGGAGGACUCGAUAAUUUGGCGCAGGUCCUACAUCGAUGGCACUCCUUGCUGCAUAACAUUAAACUCACACCAGGUUCCGAAGAGCCAAAUCUACCAUACCGGCAUUUCAUGGUAUGCCGUCCAGAGGUACAAAAAUCUGAACAGCACCCAGAAGAAGGAAAACUUCCUAAGAUCACCCCCGAGUUAUUCUACGGCAAAUUAAUGAACGGAAAAGGAGUAAUCGAAGAUGAUUUAUUCCUAAGAAAAUGUGUUUUCUUUGGAGGUUUGGAUAAGGAAUUAAGGAGAGAAGUUUGGCCUUUCCUGCUGCACUGCUAUCCCUAUAAUUCUACUUAUGAUGAAAGAGAAAUAAUAUUGCACAUUCGGUCUAGAGAGUAUGAAGAAAUCAUGAGAAGAAGGCUCGAGAAGAUGACUCCGGAGCAACAUGCUGUAUUCCGGAAGACAAUCCAGUGUGUUAUUGAGAAAGAUGUGGUCAGGACUGACAGGGGCAAUCCGUUCUUUGCUGGAGAAAAUAAUUAUAAUGUAGAAAUUAUGAAGAAUAUAUUAUUGAAUUAUGCUGUUUAUAAUCCUAUUUUAGGUUAUACCCAAGGAAUGAGUGACUUGCUAGCGCCAGUUCUUUGCGAAAUAAAAUGUGACGCAGAAGCAUUCUGGUGCUUUGUCGGUUUAAUGCAGAGAGCUAUUUUUGUGUGUACACCUACCGACAACGACAUGGAUAAUAACCUAAGUUACUUGCGGGAGUUAAUAAGAAUAAUGUUGCCACACUUCUAUAAGCAUUUAGAAAAGCAUGUCGAUGCAAUGGAAUUGUUAUUCUGCCAUCGUUGGAUUCUAUUAUGUUUCAAACGCGAGUUCACGGAAGCGGUAGCGCUACGUAUGUGGGAGGCUUGCUGGGCUAAUUACCAGACAGACUAUUUUCAUCUCUUCUUAUGCUUGGCAAUCAUUGCAGUUUACGCAGAUGACGUCAUUGCCCAGGACCUUAACACCGAUGAGAUGCUGCUGCAUUUUAGUUCUUUAGCUAUGUACAUGGACGGCCGCCUUAUACUGCGCAAGGCAAGAGGUCUACUAUAUCAAUUCCGUCAAUUGGUACGCAUUCCCUGUACCUUGGCUGGGAUGUGCCAACGCUGCGGUCCGGGAAUUUGGGAUUCUACUCACAGGCCUAGUGUGGAAUGCACAGGAGCUCAUGACUUCUGCAAGUAUGCGGUGCAGUAA
This is a messenger RNA of Arctia plantaginis, 2205 nucleotides long. The record is from the annotation of a GenBank genome assembly. NCBI's taxonomy places the organism in Eukaryota, Metazoa, Arthropoda, Insecta, Lepidoptera, Erebidae.